Molecule: messenger RNA, 1996 nt
Organism: Oreochromis aureus
Lineage: Eukaryota; Metazoa; Chordata; Actinopteri; Cichliformes; Cichlidae
Product: solute carrier family 22 member 13-like
Exons: 10
Coding region: 70-1734 (554 amino acids)
Biological process (GO): transmembrane transport
Cellular component (GO): membrane
Molecular function (GO): transmembrane transporter activity
Source: RefSeq, a predicted model, not a curated record
ACAAUUUAAAUAAUGAGCUCUGUGUGCUAAAAAGAUAACAUAGCUAGGUUAAACAUUAACAGUCACUGUAUGAGUCUGCGCUGCAGCUCUUUUGUUUUUCAGACCUUCACCAUCAAGCUCAAAAUGACAGACUUUGGAGAGAUUCUAAGGAACAUUGGGGAAUUUGGAUUAUUCCAGAAGAUCACGCUCAUUGCACUUUGCUUUCCAAACUUUGUUCAGACUUUUCUCUUUGCCAGUUUUGUUUUCAUCCAAUCAGAUCCAGACAGACACUGCAACACAGACUGGAUCCUCAGUGCUGCUCCUAACCUGACCUCAGAGGAGCAGCUCAACCUGACCGUGCCUCGGGAGGAGGAUGGGACCUUCAGCAAGUGUGAGAUGUUUGUCCCAGUGAACUGGGACAUUGAUACUAUCAGAGAGUACGGACUCAAUGAGACCACAGGGUGCCAGGAUGGAUGGGUGUAUGGGAACAUGCUCUACAAAGCCACCAUAGUCACUGAUUUUGAUCUAGUGUGUGGCCAGGCCAGCUUGGUGGAAGUGAUUCAAGCAAUGUUCAUGGCUGGAGUUCUUGUUGGUUCCCUCAUGUUUGGACCUUUUGCUGAAUCGUUCGGCCGCAAACGAGCAACUCAGAUUCCAGCAGUUCUGUUAUCUGUAUUCACCGUGACAACAGCUCUCUGUCCCAACGUCUACUUAUAUUUAGUAUCUCUGUUUUUGGUGGGAUUUGGAGCUGGAGGAUAUCGAGUCAACAGCAUCAUACUGUCCACUGAAUGGAUUGGGAUGUCCAAAAGAUCAUGGGGAGCUUGUGUGUCUCAGCUGUUUAGUGCAAUUGGAGAGUGCGUCCUCGCUGGUAUGAUCUAUGGCAUCCGAAACUGGAGACUGGCUCAGCUGAUCACAGCAGUUCCGCUUGCAGUUCUUAUGAUCUACAUAUGGUUUAUUCCAGAGUCAGCCAGGUGGCUGUUAAGCAGAGGCAGAAAAGAAGAAGCCAAACAGCUGAUUGUCAAAGCAGCAGCCAUUAACAAACACCCUGUGUCAGAGUCUCUUCUGGACAAGAUUGAAGUGAAUAACACUGUGAAUAACGAAGGAAUAAAAAUCAUCUUCAGAUCAUCACUGCUGACCAGAUAUUUCUUUAUUAUAAUACUAUCAUGGUUUUCAGUGAAUCUUUCCAUCUACAGUUUGUACUUAGAUAUGGAAAGCUUUGGUUUGAGCAUCUUUGUAACCCAACUGCUUUAUGGUGUUUUUGAAGUACCAUCUGUUUUACUCUCCAUGUGGCUGCUGAAUAUUUUUGGGAGGAAAAUAUUAUUCAUAGCAACCCUUCUGAUCGGAGGAGUCUCUUCCAUUCUUAUCCUCGCUGUUCCUGAUGGUUACGCCAUUGCUGUCACAUCUUUAGCUGUUGCGUCUCGUUUUUUCUUGAUAUGGGCUGGCUCUAUUUGUAUGGUCUUUAUGCAGGAGUUGUUUCCAACAUCAGUUAGACAAACAGCCACAGCUUUAGGAUCCAUAUCAGCAAGACUAGGUGGAUUGCUGGCUCCACUGCUGAACUUGUUGGCCACGUACCACUGGGUCAUACCCAUCACAGUCUUCAGCUGCCUUACAUUGAUAGGUGGAUUUCUCGGCUUCUUGCUUCCCGAAACCAAAAGAAAAGAGCUUCCUGAGACGGCUGAAGAGGCUGAGCUCAAUGGACAAGUUAGUCCCACAAGAAGAACAACUACCAGUCCACAUUCGUAUUCAACCAAGAUGUAGAUGUUUGUAUACUGAUUUCAUCUUUACAAAUAUGUGAUGUAUUUAAAUGAACCACAACCUCAGUCAUCAUGUACUAUAGACGUCCCUGGUUCUGGACUCAGGGUCUGAAGAUACAUCUGAGGAGACUACAGUCUUAUUAAGUUAGCAUUUUGUUAACACUUUGGUUUUUAGUGUAACUUUGGCUAACUUUCUGCAGUACAAAGAACCAACUGUAAUAAUAAAUGUAAUAAAAUAAUAAUGAAUGAAAAAAUAAACACUAUUC